UUAAGGAAAAAUGUAAUUACAUACACAGAAUGUAUGACCCAACUCUAUUUCUUUAUGUUCUUUGCUACUUCUGAGUGCUAUGUGUUGACUUCAAUGGCCUAUGAUCGCUACAUGGCCAUCUGUAAUCCAUUGUUGUAUAAUGUUGUCAUGUCUCCUAAACUAUGUUUGAUACUUUUAUUUGGUUCCUACAUUAUUGCAUUUUCUAGUGCUGUGGCUCACACUGCAUGCAUGAUGAAACUGACCUUCUGUGAUGCCAACACCAUCAACCACUACUUCUGUGAUAUUCCUCCUUUGCUCCAACUGUCCUGUACAAGCAUAUAUGCCAACAAGCUUGUAGUAUUUGUUGUUGGGAGCAUCCAUGUAAUUGUUCCUACUUCAACUAUCUUUACCUCCUAUGGUUUUAUCAUCUCUAGUAUCUUCCGCAUCAGUUACUCUGAGGGCAGGUCCAAAGCCUUCAGCACGUGCAGCUCUCACAUCCUUGCUGUUUCUCUGUUCUUUGGUUCAGCUACGCUCGUGUAUUUCAAACCCUCCUCAUCUGGGUCUAUGAAUGAAGGAAAAAUCUAUUCUGUCCUUUACACCAAUGUGGUCCCCAUGAUGAAUCCCUUAAUCUACAGCUUAAGGAACAAAGAUAUUAAAGUUGCCUUUAGGAAAACCAUAAGCAGCAGGAACAUUUGA
This is a messenger RNA of Alexandromys fortis (reed vole), 675 nucleotides long. RefSeq names its product olfactory receptor 145-like. The record is from RefSeq and is a predicted model, not a curated record. Gene Ontology annotation, molecular function: odorant binding; olfactory receptor activity; G protein-coupled receptor activity. The annotation marks the transcript as partial. Gene Ontology annotation, biological process: sensory perception of smell; G protein-coupled receptor signaling pathway. Gene Ontology annotation, cellular component: membrane. Lineage: Eukaryota; Metazoa; Chordata; Mammalia; Rodentia; Cricetidae. The transcript has a single exon.